AUGUCUUCAAGCAUCAACCAUUACAAGUAAAAUCUGAAUUAAUCAUAGAUAUAUUUGCACUUCUAAUUAAAACACUAUAUUAGAUUAAGAAACUGUUGAUGUCACUGAUGUUGAAAAUUAUCAUGAAUUAGAAAUAAAAAGUUUGGAUUAUCUUUUUGCUUGCAAAAAAACUUCAUAAUCUCUUUACUUAGUCUCGUGUAUUGAUAGCUAAGAAAAAUAUUUUCUGAAUACAGAAAAAGAAAUCACAGAUUUCGUUCUUGCAUAUUUUGCACAUUCAUAUUAUUUAAUAAUAAUCCAAAAUAAAGAGUAAAUACAAUUUUACAAAAUUGAUUACUAAUAUUAAUUUACACUAUCUAAUGAGCUCAAAAUAGAAGGAUUAUAAUAACCUAAAUUAUAUUGUUCAUAAUAAAUUGGAGCUAUUUUAGUCGAUAAUACAAAUAUUUAUCUUAUCCAAUUAGAUAAUACAUUUAUUAAAUAAUAAAUGAAAUAGGUUGCAAAAUAAGUGAUUAUAACAAAAUGUUUGAAAUAUAUUUUCAUUCUAACAAAAGAUUCAAAAUUAUAUGUUCUCAAUUCAAAAUCGUUCUAACUCAUAAAUGAACAUAAUCUGAAAUAUACAUAAUUUGAACCAUUAAAGUUUUAAUUAUUUGAACAUCAUAAUAAAAUAGCUCUUUUUACGAUUACAUCUUAAAAAAGAAUAAUAUUUUGGACUUUUGAUUAAGAAGAUUUACAUACAGCAAGUCUUUUGGCAAGUGAAUCGAUUAAAUUUAAAUUUAAUGAGAGGUAAUUAAUAUUUAAUAGUAUAUGAAGCAAGUAACAAGUAGAAUUAAUUGAUUUCUAAAUAGAUUCUACAUAAAACUUUCUCUUUAUUGUUUAUCAAACUUAAGAUAUGAAUGUAUAAAUUUAUAUAGCCAAGCUAAUUUAAUCGGAAGUAAUUAAGUUAAUUAUCAUACAUUUUAGAUUGAAAAAAAUGAAUAGAGUAAAAUUAAACAUAUAAAAAUGUUUGUAAAGGAAAGAUCAAGUUCUACAUUUUUUAUUUAGUUUAUAUUACCUCCUGAAUAAACAACAAGGUUUUUACAUGGUGAAAAUAAAUGCAAAUCCGAAGAAGAAUAUAUAGAAUUUCAAUAAGGAUUUAGAGAUUUCUAAAAUCAAGAAUUGGAAUUAACAGAUCAUGAAUUACCAUAUAUAUUUGGUUUUUAAUCUGAGAAGAGAGAUAAAAUAGAAUUUUGUUGGUUUUAUAGCGAUCUUGGACUUUGUGUAAUUUUACCUGAAAAUUUACUUUAACUUUAUGAUAAAAAUACUUCUAAAAAAAAAGGUUCAAGUAUAAUCUAAUAAUCUCAUUUAAUUCCACCUCCUUAUAUCAAAGAAGAGGAUAUAUUAUAAUUAUAACAAUAAUAACAGUGGGAAAAUAAGAGCAAUAACAAUAAUUAAAAUUAUAAUAGUUACAGUUAAAUUGAUCCAGUAAUCAAAGCAAAUGAGAUUGUUGAAAAUGAGUUGAUUCCAAAAGUUUAAUAAUGUUAACAAUAAUAAUAAUUCCUAAUUCUAAGUAAUGAUGUCAAAAAAGAUUUAAUAGAAGAUAUUACAUUCAUUUUAGAUAUUAAAGAUUUAAUUGAAGCAUAAGUAAAGAAGGAAUUUGAUAAAUAAGGACAAAAUGAUUAAUAAGCAUUACCUAAAUUAGAAUUAUAAUUUAAAUAGGAUCUUUGUUAAUUAGAAACUUAGAUGGAAAAUGUUGUUUCCUAAAAUCUAGAAUUAUAUCAAUAAACAUGUGAGAACUUUCUUAUGGAUAAUUUCAAUUAAGCCUAUUUUGAAUAAUUGAUAGAUGAGAAAAUAGGUACUCAUUUAAAAUUGUUAGUAAAUUAAUAAAUAACAUAAAUUGAAGUAAAUUUUUUAUUUUAUUUUAUAAGUGUACAUAAUUAGUCUAAAAUACUACUAAUGAUUAUUUAAAAGAUUAAAUAGGUUAGCUCUAUUAAAUUGAAUUGGCUAAAAUGUCUUAAGGAGUAGUUUUAAUCUUUGAGAAAGUAAUUUAAUAUUUCAAUGACAUGUAAUUCAUAGAUUAAACUAAAUUAUAAAAUUUUAAUAGUUUCAUUGACAGUUCUACACAAUAACUUCUCAUUUUAAGUAAAAACAUAGUCUCUUUGGCUGAAAAUUAGAGACCAGGAUAAGAUGCAUUAUACAAAUUAGAUUAAUUAAUAUAAUAAACUGAAUAAAUGGCUAAAUAAUAUGAAGAUGCAAAGAUAGAAAUUAAAUAAGCAUCAGAAUAAUAAUAAUAAUAAUAAUAAUAAUAAUAAUAAUAAUAAUAAAAUAUUUAAUCAGAUGAUAGAUUAUAAAAUAUAGAAGAGUUAAUUAUGAAUUUAAGAAAUGAUUUAUAGGUGUUAACUUAGAAUUAGUAAGUUUAAAUAAAACCAAUGGUAGGAAUGGAUUAAUUUACAAAAAGAAUGAUAGCUUAAAUAUCAGAGUUGUAAAUAAAAGUAACAUCAAAUGAUAUUAAUAUACAAUAAAUUUAGGAGAUUAUGAGUUAAAUGUUAUAACAAUUUUAAUAUAUUCUACUUAAAGUUGGAUCAUGA
Messenger RNA from Paramecium sonneborni, 2561 nucleotides. The record is from the annotation of a GenBank genome assembly. Lineage: Eukaryota; Ciliophora; Oligohymenophorea; Peniculida; Parameciidae.